Messenger RNA from Lytechinus variegatus (green sea urchin), 930 nucleotides. RefSeq names its product salivary glue protein Sgs-3-like. Bases 1 to 930 code for a protein of 309 amino acids. The record is from RefSeq and is a predicted model, not a curated record. NCBI's taxonomy places the organism in Eukaryota, Metazoa, Echinodermata, Echinoidea, Temnopleuroida, Toxopneustidae. The transcript has 2 exons.
AUGAUUAAUACAGAUUCAGCCCAGACAACCGAAGACUCAACUACAGUUGCAAUACCUCCAACUGCUGGUCCAUCCUCAGAAAUGUUAUCCACUACCACGAAUCAAGUAACUGCCACUAUGGAAUCAACGUCGGGACUUAUGUCCGCAACCAAAGCUCAGGAAAUUACGGUCUCUACAACAAAGCCCACCACUCGAGUUCAAACGUCCGAAAUCGUUUCUACCACCAUCGGUCAAGUAACCACAGUAUCUACAACUACGCCUACCACUGCAGCUGCAACAUCCGAACUGGAUUCUAGAAUCACGACUCGGGAAACUACGGUAUCUUCGACAACGCCUACUACUGCAGCUGCAACAUCCGAACUGGAUUCUAGAAUCACGACUCGGGAAACUAUGGUAUCUUCGACAACGCCUACCACUGCAGCUGCAACAUCCGAACUGGAUUCUAGAAUCACAACGACUCGGGAAACUACGGUAUCUUCGACAACGCCUACCACUUCAGUUGCAACAACUGAACUCGACAUUACAACCACGAUUCAAACAACGCCUACCACUCUAGAUUACACAACAACGAAUCAAGUAACUACAGUAUCAACAAUAACAACACCUAUAGCUGCAACAUCUGAAACCGACUCGACAACCACAAAAGCAAGUACUGUAUCUAUCGCUGCAGCUGUAGGUCAAACAUCCGCAACAACGCCUUCUCUUCCUGGGCAAACUUCUCAUUCUACAAACCCACCAGUUGUAGCACCGACAUCAUCAUUCCUACCUCAAACCCUCCAUCUAACGUCCUUGACGUCAGUGCCUUUAACAAACACUCCAGAAGUAAGUUUUCAACCGCCAACAACGAUGCAGCAGGCGUUGGAGUUCUACAGACGUCUCAAAGCUAUCCUGUUGUCACCUCUUUUUUCUAAUGCCGCAAAUCUCCGCUGA